Molecule: messenger RNA, 645 nt
Organism: Coniosporium apollinis CBS 100218
Lineage: Eukaryota; Fungi; Ascomycota; Dothideomycetes
Exons: 2
Coding region: 1-645 (214 amino acids)
Biological process (GO): FAD biosynthetic process
Molecular function (GO): FMN adenylyltransferase activity
Source: RefSeq, a predicted model, not a curated record
AUGCCCGAGCCUCUGCCCGGUGGCAGCAGCAACCAUGAACCAGACCAAGCUCCGCCGAUGAUCCCUGACGGCCUUCUGUCUUUCCCACAACUCUGCGCCAGCAUCCAUGACCGGGUCACCGCCUUCCUUGCCGAGGAUGCGCCAACGGAGCGCCUGAAGAGCGUGCAAGAGCAGACGCGAACAUCUUUGGGCGUGUUGGAAGAGGCUUUGGAGAGAUACAGUCUCUCCGAGCUCUCGCUUUCGUACAAUGGCGGCAAGGACUGCCUUGUACUCCUGGUACUCUACCUCUCCGCCCUGCACAGUAAAGGCUUGACCACCCUACCCGGCAGCGACGAGCAGCAUCCACAGAUACAAUGCGUGUACAUCCAAGCGCCUGAUCCCUUCAAGGAGGUGGAAGACUUUGUAGCCUCGAGUGCCGCAACCUAUUCCCUGUCGCUCGAGACCUACUCGAAACCGAUGAGGGCCGCGUUCGCCGAGUAUCUACAUGACAAGCCUACGGUCAAGGCGAUAUUCGUUGGCACUAGGAGAACCGAUCCGCAUGGCGCGAGCCUGACACAUUUUGAUCCGACCGACCAUGGCUGGCCGGAUUUCAUGCGCAUCCAUCCGGUGAUAGACUGGCAUUAUGCGGAAAUUUGGACAGUAUGA